Schistosoma turkestanicum is the source of this 2033-nucleotide messenger RNA. NCBI's taxonomy places the organism in Eukaryota, Metazoa, Platyhelminthes, Trematoda, Strigeidida, Schistosomatidae. The record is from the annotation of a GenBank genome assembly.
UGGAAACACUACUUAUAUUCAUUACUAUAACAACAUCACUUUCGCGCUUACAAAAUCAUGAAAAUGAAAGAGGGAGAAUUCACUGCCGCAAUAUAUGGUGCAAUUAAAGACCAAAAGUAUAAGGAAACCGUAAAUAUACUGAAUCAGCAACUUCUCGUUCAUCCAACCAGUCGAGCUGCACUUUCAUUACUCGGUUACUGUUAUUAUCAACUACAGGAUUUCGUUAGUGCUUCUGAUUGUUAUGAACAGUUGACUCAGAUUUUUCCUGAAAUAGAAGAAUAUAAAUUUUACUUCGCACAAUCAUUAUAUAAGGCAGGCUUGUUUCAAGCUGCAACUAAAACUGCAGCUCAAAUUGAAAGUUUAAAUUUUAAAGAUAAACUUAACAAACUUAUUGCUGCUAUACAUUAUGGUGAAGGUGAUUUAUCUGGUUCACGUAAUUUAGUUGGACAAAAUCCACCUGGUGAUAUUGAUUCAAUUGUUAAUCUUGGUUGUUUAUAUUAUCGUGAUGGUGAUUAUCAAAAAGCUUGUCAACAAUUUCAACAAGCUAUACAAACCACUGGUUUUAAACCACAAUUAACUUAUAAUAUUGCAUUAUGUUAUUAUCAAAUGAAAAAAUAUGCACAAUCAUUAAAAUAUAUUGCUGAUGUAAUAGAACAUGGAAUAAGAGAUCAUCCAGAACUUGGUGUAGGGAUGACUACAGAAGGUUUAGAAGUACGUAGUGUUGGAAAUACACUAGCAUUGCAUGAAACUGCUUUAAUUGAAACAUUUAAUUUAAAAGCAGCUAUAGAAUUUAAUUUAAAAAAUUCAAUCUCAGCUUCUGAAGCAUUAACUGAUAUGCCACCAAGAAGUGAAGAAGAACUUGAUCAUAUCACUUUACAUAAUCAAGCAUUAAUUAAUAUGGAUAUGGAACCAGGUGUUGGUUUUCAAAAAUUACAAUUCUUAUUAAAACAAGAAACAUUUCCACCAGAAACAUUUGCAAAUUUAUUAUUACUUUAUAUUAAAUAUGAAUAUUAUGAUUUAGCAGCUGAUGUAUUAGCUGAAAAUGCAACUAUAGCAUAUGAAUAUUUAACAACUGAUUUAUUUGAAUUUAUUGAAGCUGUUAUACUUAGACAAACUGCACCACAAGAUGCAUUCAACCGAUUUGAUCAAAUGGCUGUAAAACAUACAGAACAAUUAAGACGUUUAACUAAAACAAUUCAAGAAGCUAGACAAAAUCAAAAUGAUGAAUUAGUUAGAACUACAGUACAAGAAUAUGAUAUGGCAUUAGAAAGUUACAUUCCAGUAUUAAUGCAACAAGCUAAAAUUUAUUGGGAUAUGGAAAAUUAUCAACAGGUAGAAAAAAUAUUUCGUAAAUCUGUAGAAUUUUGUAAUGAUCAUCCUGUAUGGAAGCUGAAUGUUGCUCAUGUUUUAUUUAUGCAAGAGAAUAAAUAUAAAGAAGCAUGUAGUUUUUAUGAACCAAUUGUUAAAAGACAAUAUGAUAAUUUAUUAAAUAUUAGUGCAAUAAUUCUAGCUAAUUUAUGUGUUACUUAUAUUAUGACAAGUCAAAAUGAAAAUGCUGAAGAAUUAAUGCGUAAAAUUGAAAAACAAGAAGAAACUAUAAGUUAUGAAAAUUCUGGUAGAAAAAUAUUUCACUUAUGUAUUAUUAAUUUAGUUAUUGGUACAUUAUAUUGUACUAAAGGUAAUUAUGAUUUUGGUAUUAGUCGUGUUAUUAAAAGUUUGGAACCAUAUCAAAAGAAAUUAGGACCAGAUACAUGGUAUUAUGCUAAACGUUGUUUUCUAUCACUUAUUGAAAAUAUGUCAAAACAUAUGAUUUUAUUAAGAGAUGCUGUAUUAUUGGAGUGUAUACAAUUUUUAGAACAUUGUGAAUUAUAUGGACGUAAUAUCAAAGUUGUAAUGGAUCAACAACAACAACAACAACAGCAACAACAACAACCAAAUGAUGCAGUGAAAAUUCAUCCAGGACAAAAUACUGUUACAUAUGAAGCACGUUUAUUGAAAUCUUUACUAUUAGAACUUAUUCAAAGUUGAAAUUU